Molecule: messenger RNA, 2440 nt
Organism: Vollenhovia emeryi
Lineage: Eukaryota; Metazoa; Arthropoda; Insecta; Hymenoptera; Formicidae
Gene: SrpRalpha
Product: signal recognition particle receptor subunit alpha homolog
Exons: 8
Coding region: 187-2070 (627 amino acids)
Biological process (GO): SRP-dependent cotranslational protein targeting to membrane
Cellular component (GO): endoplasmic reticulum membrane; signal recognition particle receptor complex
Molecular function (GO): GTP binding; GTPase activity; ATP hydrolysis activity
Source: RefSeq, a predicted model, not a curated record
CACUGGCGCUUUGAUGACUCCAGUCUGACGUGUAAACUGAACGAGCCGCUUCGCCAGUAGGUUAGAUCGAAAGUCGUCGUGUGGCUGUGCCCGGAGCCCGGGAAGCGGUCUCUCUCUUUCUCUCUUUCUCUCUUUCUCUCUCCCCCCCUUUCUCUCUCUCUCUCGCGUUCAAGCAUCGUGACGAUCAUGCUCGAUCUUUUCACAAUAUUCAGCAAGGGUGGCAUAGUGCUCUGGUGCUUCCAGAGCACGUCACAGAUUUUCGCGCCCAGCGUCAAUGCCCUGAUAAGAAGUGUUAUACUGCAGGAACGUACGGGAAAUCACAGCUUCGAACAUGAUUCCCUGCGACUGCAGUAUAAACUCGACAACGAGUUCGAGCUGGUGUUUGUGGUGGCGUAUCAGAAGAUACUGCAGUUAUCAUACGUGGACAAGUUCCUGAAUGACAUCCACUUAGAGUUUAGAGAUCGCUUCAAGAACGAGCUCGAGAGCUCGAGCUGGUUUACCAACUUCGAGUUCGAGCAAGCCUAUCGUAUGGUGCUCGAGCGAGCUGAGCACUGGUCGCGCUCACAGGCUAAGAUACCGAAGCAAAUGCGCACCUUCGACGAGAGUCAAAAAUCCAAAAAGACUGUCGCUAGUAUGAUCGACAGAAAGGACGACAAGGACGAUAAGAAGCCUGGUAAAAAGAAGAAAGCGAAUAACUGUAAUGGGGAAUAUCAUACCAAAAUUCAGGAUAUUCCGAAGCAGGAGUUGCCGAAGCAGCAAGUGGAACAUAAUGGGGAACUCAAUGAAGAAACACUGAUCACCAAUCGUAUGAAGCUCGCUCAGAAAAUGGCGGGGCAAAAGAAGAAAGCUGACAAGCAGAAAAGUCCUAAACCUGAGAAAGCAGGCAAGAAACCGCGCAUCUGGGAACUGGGUGGCACAACCAAGGAUCUUGCUACACUAGAGCGAACUAGAGACAAGCCCGAAGAAAAUGAUGAUUACGUGGCAGCCAAUACAGCUCUAGUUGGACAGAUGAAAGGUGGUAUACGCGAUCUCGAGGUGAACAGCGAAUCUGAGGAUAGUUCGGACGAGGAAGAGUUUGAGCAAUCCAAGCAACAGAUGCAGAAGAAAACGAGUAUGUUCUCCAUGUUCAAGAGUCUGGUGGGCAGCAAAUCUCUAAAGCAGGAGGACAUGUUGCCGGUUUUGGAGAAACUGAAGGAUCAUUUGAUCACUAAGAAUGUCGCCGCGGACAUCGCGCAGAAGUUGUGCGAUUCUGUCGGCACAAAGCUGGAAGGAAAAGUACUUGGCACCUUUGACAGCGUGGCAAACACUAUCAAGGCCACCCUGACGGACGCCUUGGUACAGAUACUGUCGCCCAAGAGGAGAAUCGAUAUUCUUCGAGACGCUCUAGAAGCGAAGAAGAGUAACAGGCCUUACGUGAUGACUUUCUGUGGUGUCAAUGGUGUCGGCAAGUCGACGAAUUUGGCCAAAAUCUGCUUCUGGUUGAUAGAAAAUAAUUUCCGCGUGUUGAUAGCCGCAUGUGACACAUUCAGAGCUGGAGCUGUCGAGCAACUGAGGACACAUAUGCGACACCUCAACGCUCUACAUCCACCAGAGAAGCACGGGAAUCAAUCGAUGGUGCAGCUAUACGAGAAGGGUUACGGCAAGGAUGCCGCGGGUAUCGCCAUGGAAGCGAUACGCUUUGCGAAGGAUUCCAGGAUUGACAUUGUCCUGGUCGACACUGCCGGUAGAAUGCAGGACAAUGAACCGUUGAUGCGAGCUCUGGCAAAGCUGAUUAAAGUGAAUGAGCCAGACUUGGUAUUAUUCGUUGGGGAGGCCCUCGUCGGCAACGAGGCUGUGGAUCAGCUGGUGAAAUUCAAUCAGGCCUUGGCUGACUACAGUCAAUCUGCCAAUCCUCAUAUGAUCGACGGUAUCGUCUUGACGAAAUUCGAUACGAUCGAUGAUAAAGUCGGUGCAGCUAUCACAAUGACGUACAUCACUGGUCAACCUAUUGUUUUCGUUGGAACCGGCCAAACUUACACCGAUCUGAAAUCAUUGAAUGCCAAAGCGGUGGUACACGCUUUGAUGAAAUAAAAAGUGUUAACAAGCAAUAAUAAACCUCUACAGGCGUUUUAUCUGUAACAUGCGUAGAUUUUAUUCAAGGUUUGUUAUACACCGAUAUUACGAGCUCUUGUAUUACUUUCGGGACUGAGUUGGAUUAUUGUCUGGCCAGACCGUCGGAAUAAGAAUUAAAGGGAAAGUCAAGAUAGAGUAACUCUGGUCUGAUAAGUAAAUGUAAGAAGCCGACUGUACAAUAUUUCGCGAGGAAUCGCGCUGUUGUUACGAAAAUACAAAAAAAAAGAAUCUAGUAGGGAAAAGAAAGGAGACUGAUCGCGCUCUCAGUUGUAUUAGGUUACCGCAAACGGGUGUAUUUGUCAAAUAAAGUUGGAUAUUUCACAGUUUA